This is a messenger RNA of Eleginops maclovinus (Patagonian blennie), 2051 nucleotides long. RefSeq names its product class I histocompatibility antigen, F10 alpha chain-like. NCBI's taxonomy places the organism in Eukaryota, Metazoa, Chordata, Actinopteri, Perciformes, Eleginopidae. Gene Ontology annotation, biological process: immune response. The record is from RefSeq and is a predicted model, not a curated record. Bases 1 to 1344 code for a protein of 447 amino acids. The transcript has 5 exons. Gene Ontology annotation, cellular component: external side of plasma membrane.
AUGUCCAACAAAAGGAUGUAUUAUUUCAUGACAAAAGUGCUAAACCAGAGCAGACUGCAGGGUCGAGUGGACACCCGGUGGAGAGCCCACCUGGCCCUGACUGAGACUCAGAGGCCUGAGUGGAGAGCGCUUUACAAGCCCCCGCUGACAAAGAGGCUUGGGGAUCUACAGUGGAGGAUUCUGCACGGCGCGGUUGCUGUCAAUGCCUUUGUUUCAGUGAUCAACCCAGCUGUUUCUGACACCUGUCCGUUCUGUGACCAAAGGGAAACCAUCUUCCACUGUUUCUCAGGAUGUGAUCGACUCCUUUGUCUCUUUCAGUUACUGACCCAGAUGUUUGUUUUGUUUGGUGAGAUUUUUUCCCCCCAAGUGUUCAUCCUUGGUUACAGGUACACCCAGAGACAAAAGGUGAAAUGUCAGCUCCUGAAUUUUUUGUUGGGCCAGGCCAAAAUGGCCAUCUACCUCAGCAGGAGACAUAAAGUUGGGGACUCGAUGGCCUGUGAUGCUGUGCUGAUCUUUAAAUGCAUGGUGAGAGCGAGGGUCAAAACUGAUUUCAGUUAUUUUCGUCUGACAGAAAAUGUGGGUGUUCACGUUGGCCAGUGGCUGAACGGUUGUGAAUGGGAUGAUGAGACUGAUGAGGAUAAAAGUUUUGGUCAGUUCGGUUAUAACGGAGAAGAGUUCAUAUCAUUUGACCUGGAGAGAGGGACAUGGAACGCUCUAAAACCAGAGGCUGUCAACAUCAAACACAUGUUGGAGCAAAAAAAAACUCUGAUAGCACUGUACAAGUACUACCUCACCCAGAAGUGUACUGAGUGGCUGAAGAUAUUUGUGAACUAUGGGAGGAGCUCUCUGCUGAGAACAGACCUCCCCUCAGUGUCUCUCCUGCAGAAGUCUCCCUCCUCUCCAGUCGGAUGCCACGCUACAGCUUUCUACCCGGACAGAGCCGUGAUGUUCUGGAGGAAAGAUGGAGAGGAGCUUCAUGAAAACGUGGAACAUGGAGAGAUGCUCCCCAACCACGACGGAUCCUUCCAGAUGAGCGUAGACCUGAACAUUUCUUCAUUCCCAGCCGAAGACUGGAAGAAGUACCAAUGUGUUUUUCAUCACUCUGGUGGGGAGCACAUCGUCACAGUACUGGACCCAGCAGAGAUCAGGACCAACAACGAUACAACUGGAAUCACAAGUGCUGAAGGAGAUCUCAGCUACAUUUACAUUAUUGCUGCUGUGGCUGCUCUCGCCCUCAUCGCUGUGAUUGGAUUUGUGGCUUACAAAAAGAAAAAGGCCAAACACAUUCCAUCUCCUGACCGCGGCUCUGAGCUCUCUGAGAAACUGAAUCCAGAUCCAAGAUAAACCCACCCUGCACACAGCGAGGUGCUUCAUCAACUAUAAAAUCCUGUUGUUAAACAAAUCUGUCCUAAGAUACAGAACCUCCUCUGAUUCUGUAUCUGCGGUAAAACCUUUGACACUUUGCUGCUAGGGUUAAAAAAAGCAUAGUAGUUCCAAAAGUGUUUUAUAAAACACUUAAUUCUGGAUAUUUUGAAUCAUUGUUAAUAUGUUGCUUUGUGGAAAGUAAAAUCUUCUUUACACAUUAUGGGAAGUUAGAAAUGGGAAGAGGUUUUUUUUAUAUCACAGUAGUGAAUUAUUCUGAGUUGUAUGUCAUGAGUUGGACACAUAUUUUCUCAUAAGUGUACUUAUCCAGAACUCUAAAUAAUAAUGUAUGACUUCGUGGUUUUCUGAACUAAUCAGGAAUAUGUUGCUUUUGUUUCAUAAGAUGUUUUAUCUUUUUCUCAUAGUUCUGUUUUGAUUUGAUCCUCAAAGGGUUGUGGGAUGUUUAAGCCUUUCAGCACACUAAUGUAAAUAUUCCUGUAGAUAUUUCCUGCAAGUGUUUAGUGACAAUUGAGAUUUUCUCUUAGUUUUAUAAACUGAAUUCAUUGAACUGUGAUACUCAAACUCACUUCUGUGUUGGGCUAGGUUUGAGUAUCAAAAUAACUGCAAUGCUAUCAUUUUUUUGCAUUUUCUUCAUUUGUUCGCUUUUCAAUAAAGACCCGUUUUUUCCA